AUGGCGAAUGUGUCAGCACGCGCCCAUGGCGGCCAGUGCAGUCCCCUUUUGUUUGUCAUAGUCUGUUCCUGGAUUAUUCUCUUUACACUUUAAUCGUCCGCACUACUUUUUAUUUUCUUCUUCAUCCCCUUUUUAAAUAUCAAAACAGUUCUUCUAACCACCCCAGAGCAGAUUUCUAGAAACACCCGGAAGAGCCCUGAAUGUAUUGUUUUUUUUUUUGUUGUUGUGCUCGGAAGUAGGGACUGGAGCUCGCGCUGUGCUCGGUGAUAAGCGCUUGGAAUAAUGUAAGCUGAAAUAACCUGCACCAACAGCAUGGGGCUGGACUUUGAUGUGAAAACCUUCUGCCACAACCUGCGUGCCACCAAGCCACCGUACGAAUGCCCGGUCGAGACGUGCCGGAAGGUCUAUAAGAGCUACAGUGGUAUUGAGUACCAUCUGUACCACUAUGACCACGACAACCCACCUUCUGCUCAAGGAACCCCACAGAAGAAGCGCAAGGGUCGUCCGGCUCGUUCCUCACUACCCACUUCGGGAGAUGGCUCUGAAUCUGGUAACACCCACACUAUGCCUGGGCACGGAGGAAUGCCCGGUAGCCCCGCAGAUAACUCUGACCACUCGCAUUCUCCUGGGAGAGACACGAUGACCUACGCUCAGGCCCAGCGCAUGGUGGAGCUGGAGAUCCACGGCAAAGUGCACCGCCUCAGCAUCUUCGAGGACCUUGAUGUUGUGUCUGAGGAGGACAGUGAGGCUGAUGAUGGAGUAGGUGGGUCCACAACGUGCAAUGGUGAGAAUGGGGUCAGUGAAGGUGGGACCAAUGGAAAGGACAGACCUGACACUCCCGCAGCAGCCAACGGGGGUAAAGGAGCGGGGGCAACACCCAAAGCAGGCAAGCACAAAAGCAAAGAAAAGAAAAAGGACAGUAUGCAUCAUCAUGGAAAUCCGACAGGGCCAGCUGUCAAGCUCCCUGAGGCUGUGUUCAGAGAGUUGGAUCAAGACAGGCCUGAUGCACCGCCAAGACCAACGUCUUAUUACAGGUACAUAGAUAAAUCUGUGGAGGAGCUGGAUGAGGAGGUGGAGUACGACAUCGACGAAGAAGACUACAUCUGGCUGGACAUUAUGAACGACAAACGGCGUAGUGAUGGAGUGACGCCGAUCCCUCAGGAGGUGUUCGAGUACCUGAUGGAUCGGUUAGAAAAGGAGUCCUACUUUGAGAGCCACAACAAGGGCGAGCCGAAUGCACUGAUCGAUGAGGACGCUGUGUGCUGCAUUUGUAAUGACGGCGAGUGCCAGAACAGCAACGUUAUUUUAUUCUGCGACAUGUGUAACCUAGCCGUGCACCAGGAGUGCUACGGCGUGCCUUACAUCCCAGAGGGUCAGUGGCUUUGCCGUCGCUGCCUGCAGUCACCCUCUCGUGCCGUUGACUGUGCGCUGUGCCCUAACAAGGGUGGAGCCUUCAAGCAGACUGACGAUGCCCGCUGGGCACACGUUGUAUGCGCGUUGUGGAUACCAGAGGUGUGCUUUGCCAACACGGUCUUCUUAGAGCCGAUCGACAGCAUCGAGCACAUCCCAGCAGCACGUUGGAAGCUGACAUGCUACAUUUGUAAGCAGCGAGGGGCUGGCGCGUGUAUCCAGUGUCACAAGGCCAACUGUUACACGGCUUUCCACGUGACGUGUGCACAGCAGGCCGGGCUCUACAUGAAGAUGGAGCCCGUGCGCGAGACCGGUGCCAACGGCACCUCGUUUAGCGUGCGCAAGACGGCAUACUGUGACGUUCACACGCCACCUGGCACGGCCCGUCCGCUCGGAGGUGGAACUGGGAGCGGUUCGUCUCUCAGCGAGGCGGAGGACGAAGACGAAGAGGACGGCGGUGGGGUCGGAGAGGAGCGGGCCAAAAGAGCAAAGGCCAAAUCUAGGCGGAAGCUGAAAAGGGCAAGGAAGAUUCUAGCAGAGAAGAGAGCGGCUGCACCUGUCGUGUCCGUGCCAUGCAUACCACCACACAGAUUAAGCAAGAUCACAUCCAAUCUGACGGUACCCAGGAAGAGCCAGUUCAUGCAGAGGCUGCAUGCUUAUUGGACGUUGAAGAGACAGAGUCGUAAUGGUGUCCCUCUCCUGCGUCGCCUUCAGACACACCUCCAGUCCCAGCGCAAUGUCGAGCCUGUUCCUUCUAUAACCACGAAGGAGGGUGAGGAGAAGCACACAGCGCUGAAGGAACAGCUGAAAGCUUGGCAGAGACUCAGGCAUGACCUAGAGAGAGCCAGACUAUUGGUGGAGCUCAUCCGCAAGAGAGAGAAACUCAAGAGAGAGGCGCUUAAGGUUCAGCAGUUAGCAUUGGAGAUGCAGCUGACGCCAUUCUUGUCAUUGUUGAGGAGUACACUGGAACAGCUGCAAGAAAAAGACACCAGCAAUUUCUUUACAGAGCCUGUGCCACUGAAUGAGGUUCCUGACUACCUGGAUCACAUCGAGCGGCCCAUGGAUUUCCAGACCAUGUGGACGUGUUUGGAGUCUCAUCGCUAUCUUAGCUUCGAUACAUUCGAGGGCGACUUCCUGCUCAUUGUCAACAACUGCCUCAAAUACAAUGCCAAGGACACCGUGUUCUACCGGGCAGCGCUGAGGCUACGGGAGGCGGGCAGUAGCAUCCUGCGACAGACUCGGAGACAAGCCGAGCGUAUUGGCUAUGACUUUGAUACAGGCAUGCAUUUGCCCCGAGAGCCCAGCCCUGAAUCCCCUCGUGAAAGGGAGAGGGAGAGAGAAAGAGAGAGGCAGCGGGAGAAGGAGAGAGAAAGAGAGCAGGACAGGGAAAGAGAGCGGUCCCCUUCUGGUAAUGAGGAUGACCUGCGGCGUUUGCCGCUGGAAGAGCAGUUACGGGUCUUGCAGGCCCGCUUCGAUGAUGUCAGCUCAGGAAAGCACAGCAUCGGCCGCUCGCGUCGUGCCAAAGCUCUGAGGAAGGAGAUGACGGUCAUUAAGCGCAAACUAGCGCAUCAGCGGGACGGUGGGUCCAGCGGGGGCAACCGAGAAUCAGGAGCAUCUGGCGAGCGUGGGCCUAACCUGGCACAUCAUGCAUCUGGCGCCACAUGUCAUGACGAGGGAGGAGAGAGCAGCAGCCAGGAGACCGGUGGAAAAGAUAUCACCGCUACAGCCUCUACACUAGCAUCUGAAGUGGGCCGCCGAACCUCAAUCCUGUUUUCCAAAAAGAACCCAAAGGCCACAGGACCUCCAAAGCGUCCGGGCCGCCCCCCUAAAAAACGCGACGCAAUACACAACUCUGGAGCGAUGAGCUCCAGUCCCGUAGGACCUCCACAGCUCCCUAUAAUGAACUCAGCACGUCUGCACAAGCGACCUCGAAGCCCUGGCUCCAGUUCCAGCUCUGAGAGUGACAAUGAUCACGUGGGCCUCGAUCUGCCCAGCAAUGGUUUUGAUGGAGGUAGUAAACCUGUAACUGAGAGUUUCACGAUGUACAGGAGCGACCCACACUAUCUCCACUCCAGCUCUGACUCAGAAUCUACAACCAGCAGCAGCAGCAGUGCCGCUUCCGACAGAACAAGUACGACUCCUUCAAAGCAGGGCCGUGGGAAGGCUUCAUUCUUGCGUCAAACAUUUCAAGACGAUAGUAGCGAGGAAACCUCAGGAACAGAGAAUGACUCCUAUUCAGUGGGAGGAGCCAGAGGAGUUUCACACUUGGUGCGAGGCCGGAGUAGGUCAGGAUGCUGGAUGGGUUCCUCAGACUACACCACCCUAGAUGCCCUCGAUCUCGUAUGGGCCAAGUGUCGAGGAUACCCUUCUUAUCCUGCUCUGAUUAUCGAUCCUAAAAUGCCACGGGAGGGCAUGUUCCACAGAGGUGUGCCGAUCCCUGUUCCUCCUCUGGAGGUGCUCAAGCUUGGGGAGCAGAUGACCCAGGAAGCACGGGAGCAUCUAUUCCUAGUGCUGUUUUUUGACAACAAGAGGACUUGGCAAUGGUUGCCACGCUCAAAGCUUGUGCCUCUAGGUGUGGAUCAGGAGCUGGAUAAGGAGAAGAUGCUGGAAGGCAGGAAAUCCAACAUCAGGAAGUCGGUGCAGGUGGCGUAUCAUCGUGCCAUGCAGCACCGGAACAAAGUGCAGGGCGAUCCCAGCAGCUAUACGAGCGAUAGUGACUGAAAAUCAUACACACACACACCCACACAAGCAUACACACGAAUAAUGGUGUGAGAGCAUGCACGAUCACCGGACGUGAUUAACUACUUACACGGAUGCGACAUGCUUCCCUGAAGUACACAAAAAGAUGGCAUGUGUACCUAGGUUUACGUUGAUGGAUGUCAUAGACACAGAGACAAAUUCGAACCCAGUAAACCAUCUCUCUGGUGCUAAAUAACUUUGGGCAUGGUCUUCGGUAUGUAUCGUGUUUUGUCUCUAGUCGGUAUGUGUUUAAAUAUACUGUAUAAGCUGGUAGAUUUUGUAGAGCAGGAAAAAAAAAAGUGAACACACUCAUCACUUCACACUACACUCUUCAGUCUUAGCUAGUAAACAUGUCUAGACGUAGAGAGUUCAAUGGAGGGAUGGGAGUUAUCAAGAUCAUGAGUCACGGAUAUCAGUUGUGUGUGUUUGUAUCAACACGCUCCAACCUGACCAAAACCCAGCCUACAAACUCAGUAUAACUUUCAUAGUAUACACACCCACCCACACACACACACACACACAUGUGGGGGAGGGUGUGUGAAGGGACGGAGAUCUCAACAGAAGAUCAUUCGUAUUAUAUCGACCAAUUCAGAUGAAUGAGAUCUGUGAGUGUCUGUAAAUCCAAGCAAGAGAAAGGUGUGUGUGUGUGUGCAUGCAUGUACAAACCCCUAUGUAAAUUUCCAGCUUGUGUCGCAGAUUGUAAGCCAGAAAUACCGUCUACAGUUGCGUGAGAGAUGGACUGUGUGUAUGUAUGUGUGAAUGGUGAGUGUAAGACACAACAUCAGCGAAUGGUUGUGGACAAAAAAUAAAAGGAAAAGAUGUAAAUGAAUGCACAAAAGUGCCAUCCUCACUUUAAACAGAGGAAUGCACUUCUUCCAGACUGAAGAAUUAUCGUUUAUUUAUUUGAUCACACAAGCAAUCCCCACCCAUAGGUGCACUCACACACACUACAACACAAAUACACUCUCACAUGUCUUGUGUCACGGUGUACCUGUUGUUGUUCCUUUCUGUACUUUUUUUUUUUUUUUUUUUUGUACUUUUCUUGUGCUCGGUAUUGUGUAUUGAGAAGGACUAAAAAAGGUGUGCUCUCUUUUCUGGUUACAUGCCAAGCCUGUCACUGUAGAACUUUUAUACAUGGAAAUAAAACUUAAAAUAGAAUUUAAUAAAAAAAAUGA
Messenger RNA from Clarias gariepinus (North African catfish), 5324 nucleotides. It is a transcript of the gene brpf1, whose product is annotated as bromodomain and PHD finger containing, 1. The record is from RefSeq and is a predicted model, not a curated record. The coding region runs from base 313 to 4131 and encodes 1272 amino acids. The transcript is spliced from 16 exons. Lineage: Eukaryota; Metazoa; Chordata; Actinopteri; Siluriformes; Clariidae. Gene Ontology annotation, biological process: regulation of transcription by RNA polymerase II. Gene Ontology annotation, cellular component: MOZ/MORF histone acetyltransferase complex. Gene Ontology annotation, molecular function: protein binding.